Messenger RNA from Capsicum annuum, 903 nucleotides. Its product is annotated as zeatin O-glucosyltransferase-like. The record is from RefSeq and is a predicted model, not a curated record. Lineage: Eukaryota; Viridiplantae; Streptophyta; Magnoliopsida; Solanales; Solanaceae. The transcript is spliced from 2 exons. The coding region runs from base 1 to 903 and encodes 300 amino acids.
AUGGAAGAUCAGACACGAGUACGAAAUUCCGAUUUUUCUACUCCCAUGACACAAGUUCAAUCAGGAGGAGAUAGGGAGGAUCCAACAGAAGUAAGAAACUCCGAUUUUUCGACUUCCAUGUGUAGCAACUUAAAACAAGAAGAAGUGGCAAUAGUCCUGGUUCCAUUUCCAGCACAAGGCCAUCUCAAUCAACUUCUUCAACUUGCCUGUUUAAUCUCCUCAUCAUAUGAUCUCCCUGUCUACUAUGUUGGCUCAGCUACUCAUAAUCGUCAAGCUCGAGUUCGAGCCAACGCCUUAAAUCCAUCAGACAUAGCAAAAAUCCACUUCCAUGACAUCCCAACUCCUGAAUUUGCCUCACCACCACCUGACUGUAAUGCCUUGAGCAAAUUCCCAUCACAACUUCAGCCAUCAUGGGAUGCUUCUAUGCUUCUUCGCGAGUCCGUUGCUUCUUUCUUACGCGAUAUUUCCACAAAAGCAAGACGCGUUGUUGUUGUUCAUGAUAGCUUAAUGUCCUAUAAUGUUCAGGAUGUUACGUCCUCUCACAACGCGGAAUCAUAUAUAUUUAAUUGCACUUCAGUGUUCACUUUGUACUGUAUGAUGUCUUUGUUGAUGGGAAUAUCUGUUCAGCUCGACGAGGAAUUGCUUAAAAAGUUACCUUCCCUUGAAGGAACUAUGACAGAUCAACUCAUGAAUCUUGGAGCUUCUCAGAGUCCAUUUAUGGAUAUUAGAUCAGGUGAUAUCCAUAAUACAAGCAAAGUAAUCGAAGGCGAGUUUCUUGAUUUGCUUGCACGAGUAGCAAGUAAACAGAAGAAGAAACAAUGGGCGUGGCUGGGCAACUGCAAGCUUGGAAUGCAGGAGAUGAAACCGACGGGAAGGAAGGCUCUUGGUGAAGAUGUUUGCUAA